Messenger RNA from Neocloeon triangulifer, 1979 nucleotides. Its product is annotated as transmembrane protein 242. NCBI's taxonomy places the organism in Eukaryota, Metazoa, Arthropoda, Insecta, Ephemeroptera, Baetidae. The record is from RefSeq and is a predicted model, not a curated record. The transcript is spliced from 3 exons. The coding region runs from base 439 to 927 and encodes 162 amino acids.
CAAUCGAUCACUCGAACGGCGUUCGGGCCGAUUUCUUGCGCACGAAACAGCACCAAGACAUGCUCUCCGUGCUGAUUAUCUCCUGCCAGAUAACCAUCUUGAUAAUCUACGCCAGCAUUUCGCAAAUUUCUACACUUUGUUUACGAAAUAAUGGCUCUGUUGUCUUCUUUCCUCGGGCGAGCGGAGUGCAACAACCAGCAACCAGCCGAGCAAUCCAAUCCAGCAAAACCCCAAAUCGUUCGCCGUCUUCCCACUUGCGCCACCUUGGCCAAGAUUUCGGUAUUACUUACAGCGACGUGAAGCUUGCUACAAAAGUACAACAACGAUGCAUUAUAGUGUUGGAGGCAUCGCGGCCAGAGCUGGCCAGAGCGCGCCAGUUUCAAAUUUAGGUGUAGUGUUUACAAAAAUCACGUGUGUGCGAAUGUGCGUUCGAUUACGAUGAGUUUGGAAUUCGAAAAAAUGAGUGAAUUGGAACCUAAUCAGCAGAUUUUGAAGUCAAAAGUGAAGGAUAAGGACGAUAACUUCAAACUUAAGGCUGGAAUUUUCCUUGGUGGCGUUUGUGGCAUGUCAGCCUUGUUCGGAUUCAGCACCACCCUGGCCGCAUCCAAGAAAAAAGACCCUGAAUUUUUUGACAAAGGUCUCACCCGACACACAAUGGGCAACAAGGGUGUACACGAGGCAGGAGCCACCCUUGCAAUGCGGGCCCUUGGUUGGGGGACUUUUUAUGCCGUCACGGGCUGUGGAGUUCUUUUCUACUCCGUUUGGAAAAUGUUAGGUGUUAACAACCUCCACGAAUUCAGAAUGAAAAUGGGAAACAUACUUCCACGGAUACCGAAAAAUGAUCCGCCGCAAGGAAGAACUGAGUUUGAAAACUUAACAGACUUGUUGAGAUAUGUGAGUGAAGAAGGCAGCAAGAAAAAAGAGUAAAAAAAAAAAAAACUAGCUGCAUUGAAAAGGAAAAAGUUUUAAACUAUAAUGCAUGUUGUGUAGUUACAAGUGCUGUGAUGGAAUAAUUUAUUGACUUUGAAACAAGUGAACACAUUUAAUGACAUAGUCGAAUUAAAUUACAGAUGGAAUUAUAAAACAUUUAGAGAUUGUUUACAAAAUUUAUGAUUCAUUCGUAUUUCAAGCGUCCUGAUUGAUAUCCGUUCCGAUUACAAAAUUGUGCAGGCCUUUGACUAAAAUAGAAGAAUGAGUAAAUAAUAUUAAAAAAAAUUAUCAUAUUUAACCUUUUUAACAGCUGUCAAGAGAUUUCCAGUGCUACUGGACAUUGCUUUAGCCUGGUCUGUAAUUUACAAAAUUAGAUUUUUAUUUUAAAACAUUUUAAAUUGCUGCCCUACCAUUAAGCGCUCCGUCUCCAUCUGUAGUCUUCUCAUUCAGGUGUAGUAAGGACUUGACCUUCCUUAUGUUGCCUCCAAAAAACUCCGAGAUUUUCCCUCCAAUCGCCUGCAUCGUUUGUUUUGCUCCCAUGUGGACCUCGUCAAUGACACCCUCAGCCUUACCAACUAUUUCCUUCACUAUUGUCUCCUCCAUGGCCUCAUCUUGAGGCUCUGGCAUUUCAGGCUAGAAAUUUUUUAGGCAUAAUUGAUUGUUUCGUUAAUUCUGUUCAAGUUAAUUACCUCAGGUGUUUCCAUUGGGCUCUCCCUUACGGGCGUCUCCUCAGCUUCUGCAACAACCUCUUCACUCAUUGCUGCAGGCUCCUCGGACUCUUCAGCAGCUGGACUUGUGUCCUCACCGCCCUCGGCAGGGUCCUGAGGUUCAUCAGGGAUCAUGCCUGGCAGCAUCUCGUCUUCAUUUUGCGUCAUUUCCGGGGCUUCGUUUUCCAUAUUCUCAUUAUCAGACAUCAUGGCUUUCACCUCCUUUAAAGAUUUUAUUUUAUUUAUUUAAUUAUACAUAUUGAAUAAAUAAAUUAUUUCCAUCUCAAUCGAAUUGAUCAUACAUUACAAGAAUAAAGCUUAAAUAGAUUUUUUUUUAAUUCG